AGCUCCAUCACUUCUGAUGCCAGCAGCUCAACGACAACCUCGGAUACCAGUAGCUCCGCCACAUCAACCACUUACACCACGGCAACAACCACGACAUCAUCGGUCGCGGCAGAGCCAGUCCCAACGCGAACGUGGCCGAAUUCGGACAACUCAAAGGCGGCAGGCAUUCCCUUAGACUCGACAGAUCUAUCCCUUCGCACACAAUGCGUGGACGCGUACACGCAAACCAGCGGAGCUCCCUACCCUGCCAAUUCUGCUGACCCUGCCGUGGUCUCGUUCCUGUCGACAACAUGCCGGAAUACUUGCCUCACGGACAUCGGGGUCUUGCCCACGAACGUACUCAACUUUUGCGUGAUGGGGCUGUUCAGCUACGACAAUGGCUACAUUACUGGGUUCUUGUUGAACAAUGAUCCGUGUACAUGGACAACGGACACGAACAACUUUGUCACUUGCGAUAGUACUUCCAAUGGGAUAACUGCCUUGAAUGUUGUCAAUGCCUUGACGGCUGGGAUGCCCGGCUAUAUGCGGUGGCUCGUGUCCAUGACAGCCCUGACGGUAGAUGGCUCACCUGGAACCUCUGGGGGGGCUUCCUGGUCGGCGGACUUCUGGAGACUACCAAAUCUGGCAUACUUGAGCGCAAGCAGCGGAGAUUGGAAUAUCGUCAUUCCCCCAUACGACGGUGCUCAAACGUUCCCAAACAUGAUCCCAGCGCUGAAUCACCUUCUAUUUUCGGGAAUUACGGGCACCAUAUCAUUGAACGAUGCUCUGGGUACCGCGCCCAUGAAUGACCUGGCAAUUGAUUAUUGCACUGGGUUGACAGACGACAUAGGGACAUACACAUGGAUGGCAGAGAGUCCCGACCACAACAACCAGUGGCAGACGUCUCUAACGUCACUGUCGAUCACCUUCUCUGGCCUGACGGGCAUUUUCCCCGUGCAAUGGGGUCUCUUCCAAAACAUUCAAGCUAUAUAUCUCAGCGGGAAUCAAAUGUCCGGAGUCAUCCCCAGUGGGGCUUGUAACUGGCCAAACAUGCCGCAGACAGGCGGCACCCUUGCUACCGAUUAUCUAUGUGACGUUAGAGGCAAUGCAGCAGUUAUUGAUAACAGAAACUGCCUAGCGUGCAAUCCCGAUAUUUACUAG
Molecule: messenger RNA, 1140 nt
Organism: Fimicolochytrium jonesii
Lineage: Eukaryota; Fungi; Chytridiomycota; Chytridiomycetes; Spizellomycetales; Powellomycetaceae
Exons: 7
Coding region: 355-1140 (261 amino acids)
Source: RefSeq, a predicted model, not a curated record